Molecule: messenger RNA, 528 nt
Organism: Echinostoma caproni
Lineage: Eukaryota; Metazoa; Platyhelminthes; Trematoda; Plagiorchiida; Echinostomatidae
Source: the annotation of a GenBank genome assembly
ACUUUAUCGCGCUGUACGAUGGUGAUGAUGAAGGUGGUUCCAUUGGGAGCCGGUGUCCAGUUCAUCGGAUCCUAUGCCCUUCGGACGGGGUCAAACGUCCAGGAUUUGGAAUGGAAGUUGGUGUACGUGAGCAGUGCCUACAAUGCAUCUCUGGAUCAGACACUGGAUUCCAUUCUUGUGGGACCAGUUCCCGUUGGUAGACAUCAAUUCCUCUUUGAACUUAUUCAUUUUCUAAUAACGUCGUCACCAAAAGGUAAACUUGUUUUUGAUUUUUUCAUCGUCAUGGCUAAUCCAAAAGUUUUGCUUCACGGAUCUAAUAAUGAGUUUUUUUACAGGCAGUUUGGUAAAAAUAAGAUGUCUAAAAUAUUUCCCCUAGUUGAAUUGAAAAGAUCGCAGAGCCUGGAGUCAUCGGUAAGUUACUACGUACUACGUAUGCUCACUAAAGUCAAGUCAAGAGUGCACUUUGUGGAUGAAAUAGAAUGUAUAAGACAAGCAACCGCAUCUAAAGUAGAACGACGCCUACAAUAA